Hypanus sabinus (Atlantic stingray) is the source of this 1435-nucleotide messenger RNA. RefSeq names its product ribonuclease inhibitor-like. Bases 234 to 758 code for a protein of 174 amino acids. The transcript is spliced from 5 exons. The record is from RefSeq and is a predicted model, not a curated record. Gene Ontology annotation, molecular function: protein binding. NCBI's taxonomy places the organism in Eukaryota, Metazoa, Chordata, Chondrichthyes, Myliobatiformes, Dasyatidae.
GCCAAGUGAGGGAAAUACCCUCAGGCCCACGAUUUGAAUCACUUUGUUCAUCAAUUUAUCUGUUUGUAUUUAGCCUUGGGGGAACUGGACUGGGCGAUUCAGGAGUGAAACUGGUGUCUGCGGCUGCGAGGAACCCGGAGUGUAAAAUACAGAAACUGGUGCUGCACAAUUUUGGUCUGAUAUAUUCUGGUGCCGAGGAUCUCGCCUCUGCUCUCAGAUCAAAUCCAUCACUGAUGGAGCUGGACCUGAGUUAUAAUAAACUGGGAGAUUCAGGAGUGAAACUGGUGUCUGCAGCUCUGAAGAACCCGGAGUGUAAAAUACAGAAACUGUGGCUGUGGGAUGUCGGUCUCACAGAUUCUGGUGCCGAGGAUCUCUCCUCCGCUCUCAGUACAAACCCAUCACUGACGGAGCUGAAUCUGAGUGAAAAUAAACUGGGAGAUUCAGGAGUGAAACUGGUGUCUGCGGCUCUGAGGAACCCGGAGUGUAAAAUACAGAAACUGGUGCUGGAAAAUGUCAGUCUCACAGAUUCUGGUGUCGAUGAUCUCGUCUCCUCUCUCAGUGCAAACCCAUUACUGAUGGAUCUGUACCUGGGAUCAAACUCGCUUACAGACCGAUCUGUCCCCUCUCUCCUCCUCCUCAUACUGACCCUCCCAAGUCUGGAGUGGAUGGGGCUGGGGGGUAAUCGGUUCAGUGAGACCGGGGAGAAGGAAAUGGGCUCACUGCAGGGAGCGAGACCCGGACUGACAGUGCAGAUCUGAACAUUUGAAUGUGUGAACAUCCUGGCCCACGGGAGGGGGACAUUUAGCCGAUUUCCCGCUGUCCACUUUAACUCCCCGUUCACCUUUAAUGUCAGCGCGCUGGGGGUAAUUCCCAGCGGUUUUAACGGAAUCGGCCCCAGUCUCGAGCUCAGUAACAUCGGAAGCGGUCCCGCAUUCACGUAUUUCCGCCUGCUGUCCAGCGGUGCAGCUUCUGCCCGAUUGCGUGUUCGAGUCUCCCCACAUGAGACCCCGGGAAAUUACACAGACAGGAGGAGCCGGGGUGUGGGGGGACCGGGAUUCAAUCUGGUACACCGGUAUCCCGGGGUAGAAUAAUCCUGGGAGAGAAUUCUUUUGCUCCCUUUGCUGAGGACAGUGCAUUCAGCAGCCUGGCCGAUAUAAUGAUGUUAAAUUGACAAAUCCCUCGUCAGUGACCCUGGAUCUGCAGCGAUCUCGGACACGGUCCUGAAGUGUGAUUUUAUAAUCAUCGGUUCCCCGAUGAAGAGUGACGGUGAGAAACGGGACUGAUUAUUCAAACUGUCACUCCUUGUCGCCGGUCAGUUAAUUGUGUGUGACUGUGAGUGAGUCGGGAGCAGCUUAUUUAUUCCCGCACGUCAGCAGCUCACACAUUGUUUCAUUUAUAUUUGUCAUGAUGAAAUCAAUAAACUGAUGUAACUUUC